AUGUCACAUGAGGGUCUAGAACCAGAUUAUAAAAUAUUCAAAGAUUCAUGGAUUUAUAGCAUUGAUAAAAAUAAUGUUCUAGAGUCUAUAGAAGAUAUAAAUGGAAUUACUUUAUUUUGUAAAAAUAAUGAACCUAAGAAAAUACAUUGGAACAAUGAUUUAUCUAAUCUUUGUGAAAAUUUUGUAAAAUAUUAUACAUAUAUAUCUGAAGGUGAAGAAGGAAAACUAAUUAAAUGUGAUAAUAAUGAUAAUAAAUGUUACAAAUGGUUGAAUUAUUGGUUAAAUGAUAAAUUAAGGAAAUUGAAUACUAAUGAAAAUCAAAGAAAAACAUUUUAUGAAAUUUUGGAAACAAUGCAGGAAGAUUUAUAUAUAGAAGAUCUUAUAAACAAUAAUAUACUAUAUUUAAUAGAAGACAGAUAUUUUAACAAUAUGAGUUUGAUAAACAGAUUGUAUGAUACUUAUUAUAAAAUUUUCGGAAUAAAUGGUAAUGUCUAUGACGAACAGAAAUGCUCCUCAUACGCUAAACUUUGCUACGAUGAAUAUAAAAAUAGUUUGUUAAAGUGCUAUAAAAAUGGCUUUAAUGAUAAAAAAUUUUGUGAUGCAUUAAAAGAAUUUAGAUGCUUAUAUGAAAAAAGUAAAUCUGAAAAAGUAUUAAUGAAUAGUGUACAACCAGAAUCUUUUCAUUUAAAAAGUGAAGAUUCAGGUACUGUGGAUAAAGAAAAUAUUUUACAAAAAAAGUGUGAAGUUUUUAACAAUAUAAGCUCAUUUGAAUAUUCUACUAAAUUUUAUAAAUAUGAUAAAGAUCAAAAAAAGAUAGAGAUGAAAAAUAUGAUCAAUGACUUUUAUAAAUGCUAUGGGGAAAUUGAACGCACUGAUCCUAAUACUGCAUUGGGUUAUCGUAGACAUUUUAGGUUAUUUAUUUAUGAAUAUAUUAAUCUAUAUAAUGAAAUUAAAAGCGAGUGUUCUUCUAAUGAAGAAUUAAAAAAACAUGAGGGAAUUUGUUCUUACUACAAUAUACAUAAAACUUCAUAUGUAGAAGACGAUAAUAUUCAUUUUGCAAAAUGGGAAAAAUUACAAGAGCAGAAGACAUAUAAUCAAUCAAGGACAUCAAAAAUUUUACCUGUUUCGAAUAUUGAUGAUUAUCACACAAUUAAGGCUAAUUUUAUAACACCAUUUUGUUUAACUGUUGGAAUAUUUAUUAUUUUAUUAUGUUUGUAUAAGUUUACUCCUUUAGGUUCUAAAUUUCGUUCUCUCCUUAUAUACAAAAGAACUAGAAAAAAUGAAGAAAAUGAAAUUAAUAUACCUUUUUCAUCGAUACCGAUGAACGGGAUUAGAAAUCGUUAUAAAGAACGGCAAAGUAUAUUAUAUCAUUUCUAG
Molecule: messenger RNA, 1377 nt
Organism: Plasmodium gonderi
Lineage: Eukaryota; Apicomplexa; Aconoidasida; Haemosporida; Plasmodiidae
Product: variable surface protein
Exons: 4
Coding region: 1-1377 (458 amino acids)
Source: RefSeq, a predicted model, not a curated record